Messenger RNA from Cladocopium goreaui, 1644 nucleotides. The record is from the annotation of a GenBank genome assembly. NCBI's taxonomy places the organism in Eukaryota, Dinophyceae, Suessiales, Symbiodiniaceae.
AUGUCUUGCGAGGCGGCUCGCUUUCUUCGCAGUCAUGCGCUUUUGGCUAUGGUUGUGCAGAUGUGGGCCCCUCUACCUCUUGCAAACGCAGGCACAUCCGGACCUUUUUCCAAAAAAUGGCCCAGCAUAUGAAGAAGCUGUUGGCAUUGUUAGAGUUUCAAAGGACUUGAAACUUGAUGACGAACCUGCACGACCAACUGUUCCCGCCCGCUUUUCCGCGCCCAUUAACUACACGACUUUUGACACAGGCUUCCUUCAGACUGGUAAAGGGUUCUUUGCACAAGAUGCAGACGAAAAAGCCAUGAGAGUAGAGACCAUACGACAUACUCUUGGUAUGGACCUGCCGAGCAAUGUGACUACAUUGAUUCGGGGAAAUAAAUCAUACAACAUGAAUGGCGGCGAUCAUGCAAUUUGCCGGCAAGUAGCCUUCUUUGGCCAACAACAAUUUGAUGAUUUCUUUGCUUGGGCAGCGAACCCUCUGAUCUCGGAGUACAGGGGGAAGCGUGUGGUGGCUGGGAGAGUUUGCUCCUUGUGGUACUUGCUGUCAACGACUCAGACAAGAAUCAGCUUGUGUGCAGAGGGCAACGCUCCAGUUGAAUUGAACGUCACCCUUCCCAAGAACAACAGUGGAGGUGGAAUAAGUUUCAACUUCAGCUACCAGUUUGGACACUUAACCAAAGGAAGUCAGGUAUCAGAGGAUCUGUUGCAGAAACCUGAAAUUUGUGAUACAUCGGCUCCUCCUUGUGAAAAUGGGAGCGGGCUGGAGCCAGUUCCAUUAGAUGCAUAUAUUUUCCAUCCAGGUAUGUCGGCUGACGACUACAACCUCGAGGACCAAAACGUUGCGGAUGUUGCCGGAGAUGCAGCAUUCAUUUGCUUUGAUCGACUCUUCCGGGAGUCCAAAGUUGAUCACAACUACACCCUGAUCUCACGUUAUGCCUUGGAAGUUUCUCCCGCAUUUGGACAGUACUGUCCAUGCAAUGGCUACCCAGACACAAUCCCAAGUGGCCCUUCAUGCAUCGCUGGUGAGCCACGUUUGGUGGGCAGAGGAGCUCCAUUUUCUGCUGGCGAUGGUGAGCUGAGGUGUGCAGCAGAGAGCCCUCUUGGCUUUUGGUAUGGGCUGCCAAAAGGUGGUCGGUGUUCACCUGGCGAAAGACCCAGCAAGGAAGCUUGGGCCACUGGCUGUACUUGGUCUGUGAAGCAGCGCGUGAAGACAAUUCACCAGGCUUGCUUGUUGAAAGACCACGGCUUCUUGAACUACUGCAAGGCUGAUGUGCUCGAACACAAAGGCUUUCGCAGGAGCGCAAAAGCUUUGGAGGCUGCCUUUGCUUCAGAGGAUCCAUCAAUUGGUGGAUGUGCUGAUGUUGGUGGACCUGGUGUUGAUGAGAACAGCGUGUCCAUGGUAUUAGUUUGAUCUACUUGUGAUACCUUGUAAUCCCUCAACUCCAGGUGCUUGACUUGCCGGCGCUCUUAGUCAAAGGUUCUGCAUUGGCAGACGGGAAUGCACACGUUGAUUCUAAUGCGCUUUUAUUGAUCGGAAGAAUAAUCAUGUCAGCACAUGAUGCCCAUCGACAGGCCAAAGUUUUCGCUUCAGCAAGGUUGUUGCAGUGGCGCCUAGAGCCGUGGUUGAAAAAGGGACCGCGAAAA